ACAGUAAGGGAUUUUCGUCGUUUUCAGACGUUUUUCGUGCACCCAUUGAUUUUUUUCCCAAUAGAUUUCAUAGUUCUAUAAGUCAAAAAUUUAAUAAGGUUAUCCUAUUUUAUUCAAAUACGAAGGAAGAUUCGACGAAAAGAUUACGGUGGAUAAUAAACUCAAAUAUCUAGGCCUAAGAAAUCUGCCAACCUGUUUAAAGUUCUAAAGACAUAGAAAAAGAAGAAAAAGAGUCAUGUCUGAAGAGAGUUCAUACAUAUUCGGCCACUUUGGUGAUGAUUUUAAGUGGGGAGCUGCGACUGCUUCUUAUCAAAUAGAAGGAGCAUGGAAUAUUGACGGAAAAGGUCAAUCAAUUUGGGACACAUUCGCCCAUACAAAAGGUAAAAUAAGCGAUGGAUCCAAUGGAGAUGUUGCCGCCGACAGCUACAACAAGUACGAAGAGGAUAUUCAACUCCUAAAAGAUAUCGGAGUCUCCCACUAUAGAUUCUCCUUCUCCUGGCCAAGAAUCCUACCAAAUGGAACGGAAGAAGGAGGAUUAAAUAAGAAAGGAAUUGAGUUUUAUAGGAAAUUCCUCAAGUCUGUUGUCGAUAAUGGUCUCGUUCCAGUCGCUACUCUUUACCAUUGGGAUCUUCCACAAGUACUUCAGGAUAAGGGAGGAUGGAUUUCUCAGGACAUUGUUAACCAUUUUGUUAACUACGCAAGAAUAUGCUUCAGGGAAUUUGGAGAUAUUGUAAAAUUCUGGAUAACGUUUAACGAGCCAACAGUGUUUACUUUCCUCGGCUAUGGAGUUGGAACCCACGCUCCUGGAAUUAAGGAUCCGUUAAAUUCUCCAUUUAAAGGUGGUCAUAACGUAAUAAAAGCUCACGCCCUAACUUAUAAGUUAUACAACGAUGAGUUUCGUAAAGACAAUCAAGGUAUCGUUGGUAUAACUUUAAAUAGUGACUGGUACGAGCCGAAAGAUUCAAAUAGCGAUAAGGAUAAAAGAGCUGCUGAUUUGGGAAUGCAGUGUAAACUCGGUUGGUUCGCUAAUCCAAUUUUUGGGGAUGGAGAUUAUCCCCAGGCAAUGAAAGUUCGUGCAAGAAGUGUCUCUGCAAUGCUCGGAUUUCCUGGAUCAUUUCUACCGCAAUUUACACCAAAGGAAAUUGAAUUGAAUAAAGGUUCUGCUGAUUUCUUUGGUCUUAACUAUUAUACGUCUAGAUACGUUAGUACUUGCCAAGAUUUCAGUGAACCUGUAACUGAGGCUAAAGUAAUAGGCAUAGAACAACAUAGUGAUCCUUCGUGGAAACAGGGAGAAUCAGAGUGGCUAAAAUCGGUUCCUUGGGGACUACGAAAGCUUGUUAAAUGGAUUCAUAGUAAUUACAACGCACCGGACAUUUAUAUCACUGAGAAUGGUUUUUCGGAUAAACCUGGAAUUAUCGAGGAUACGGAUAGAUGCGAUUAUCUUAAAGAACAUCUACAAGAACUGCUCAAAGCUAAAACCGAAGAUGGUGUAAAUUUAAAAGGAUACUUUGUUUGGUCCUUAAUAGACAACUUUGAGUGGAACGUUGGAUAUUUGGAGAGAUUUGGAAUAUAUCAUGUCGAUUUCGAAGAUCCAGCUAGAAAAAGAACCGCAAAAAAAUCUGCAACAGUCUUUUCAGAGAUUGUCAAGAAUAAUGGAUUUACACGUAAUUAA
Messenger RNA from Dimorphilus gyrociliatus, 1672 nucleotides. NCBI's taxonomy places the organism in Eukaryota, Metazoa, Annelida, Polychaeta, Dinophilidae. The record is from the annotation of a GenBank genome assembly.